AUGGCAUCCAAGACUUACACGCUCAACAACGGCGUCAGAAUCCCAGCCGUUGGCUUUGGCACCUUCGCCAACGAGGGCGCCAAGGGGGAGACAUACAAGGCGGUGACAAAGGCGCUGGAGGUCGGCUACCGGCAUCUCGACUGUGCGUGGUUCUACCAGAACGAGGACGAGGUGGGCGAUGCCCUGCACGACUUCCUGAACAAGAACCCCAGCGUCAAGCGCGAGGACGUCUUCAUCUGCACCAAGGUCUGGAACCACCUGCACCGCCCCGAGGAUGUCAAGUGGAGCUUCGACAACUCGUGCGCCAAGCUGAAGGUCGACUACAUCGACCUCUUCCUCGUGCACUGGCCGAUCGCGGCCGAGAAGAACGAGGACCACUCGGUCAAGCUCGGGCCCGACGGCAAGUACAUCAUCAAUAAGGAGUUGACCGAAAACCCAGAACCGACAUGGCGGGCCAUGGAGGAGCUGGCCGACAGCGGCCGCGCCAAGGCCAUCGGCGUGUCCAACUGGACAGUUCCCGGCCUGAAGAAACUGCUCGAGAUUGCGCGCAUCAAGCCGACGGUCAACCAGGUUGAGAUCCACCCGUUCCUCCCCAACACGGAGCUGGUCAAGUUCUGCCUCGACAACCAGAUCCUGCCGGCAGCGUACUCGCCGCUGGGGUCGCAAAACCAGGUGCCGUCGACGGGCGAGACGGUGCGGGCGGACCCGACGCUGAAUAAGGUGGCGGAGCACAGCGGGCACAACCUCGCCCAGGUGCUGCUGGCCUGGGGCCUCCGGAGGGGCUACGUCGUGCUACCCAAGAGCUCGACGCCCAGCCGCAUCGAGAGCAACUUCCAGAUCCCGGAGCUGACGGACGAGGAGUUCAAUGCGGUUGAGGAUGUGGCCCGGGGGAGGCACUGCCGGUUUGUAAACAUGAAGGAUACUUUUGGUUGGGAUGUGUGGCCCGAGGAAUCUGAGUAA
This is a messenger RNA of Chaetomium globosum CBS 148.51, 960 nucleotides long. RefSeq lists its product as uncharacterized. Lineage: Eukaryota; Fungi; Ascomycota; Sordariomycetes; Sordariales; Chaetomiaceae. The coding region runs from base 1 to 960 and encodes 319 amino acids. The record is from RefSeq and is a predicted model, not a curated record. Gene Ontology annotation, molecular function: aldose reductase (NADPH) activity. Gene Ontology annotation, cellular component: cytosol. The transcript has a single exon.